This is a messenger RNA of Glarea lozoyensis ATCC 20868, 567 nucleotides long. RefSeq lists its product as uncharacterized. Lineage: Eukaryota; Fungi; Ascomycota; Leotiomycetes; Helotiales; Helotiaceae. The record is from RefSeq and is a predicted model, not a curated record. The transcript has a single exon. The coding region runs from base 1 to 567 and encodes 188 amino acids.
AUGAGCACAAAUAAUUCCAAUCUAGCACAUCACCUAACCGACCUAACCCUCACUCCAAUUCUCUCCUCCUCCCAAUCCUCCAACUCAAUACCCCCACCCACCUCCUCCCCAAACCAGACCACCGCCCAAGCCCUCACGCAACUCACCACCACCGCUUUAACAGCCUACAACCUCUCCCAACGUCUCGCGCUCGGCCCACCGCAGCGAAUCCUAAUAUCCACAACCUCCGGCGCAUCAAUUCUGCAUUCCUACCUCACGCAGCCUCCAUCCGUGUCCACCCAGAUACCAAGUCCUCUGCCCGCCUCACAGAGUAUAGUCUCAAGCGCACGACUAGACCUGAGACCAUUAAGCGCAGACACAAAUGUAGACGGGGAGAAUGGGGAACAGCCGUGGAGAAAUGGGGUCGAGGACGAAAGGAGACAAGUGCCGAUGUUGAUUGCGACGGUGAUAGCGCCACGGGCUGGUGAAGCGGGAGAGGGUAGAAGAAUGGCUGCGAGAUUGGAAAGAAUCGGGAGAGUGGUACAGAGGGACUGGUAUGAGGCGGAAAGGGAAGCGCAGGAUGAAUGA